Hyposmocoma kahamanoa is the source of this 1335-nucleotide messenger RNA. RefSeq names its product 39S ribosomal protein L38, mitochondrial (gene mRpL38). The transcript is spliced from 4 exons. The record is from RefSeq and is a predicted model, not a curated record. Bases 16 to 1197 code for a protein of 393 amino acids. Lineage: Eukaryota; Metazoa; Arthropoda; Insecta; Lepidoptera; Cosmopterigidae. Gene Ontology annotation, cellular component: mitochondrial large ribosomal subunit.
UAAGAAAUUUUCGUCAUGUUCAAAUCCUUUCGUGGCGCGUUUGUAACAAAUGUUCAAUUUCAACAACUAAGAUUAGGUUCUCGAAUAAGAGGCAAACCGCCUACAUUGGCUAGAACCAUUAGAGAGCGUUUAGAUGAAAUUAAUUACAAAGAUGAAUUGUACACAACCAGAAUAGAUAUUGGAUAUCCUCGUUUCAAGACUUCAGAAAAAGUACGGAUCAACAGAAUGGAGCACAUGAAAAAAUUAAAAAGUGACAAAAACCUGGAACAAUUGGCACGGAACCAACAAUUACAAGUAAACUUGGAAGAUGUUCGAACUGAAUGGUUGAAUACAUUAGGGCCUUUGCAUAAAAAACAAAUUGCUGAUCACUAUGGGAUAUUCGAGCAUUUGUAUGGCGAAGGAUAUUUCAUACCACAUUUGAAUUUGGAAGUGUUUUACGAUUUGAAAAAUGAAUCCUUUCUUCCCGUUUGUACUGGGAAUGUUAUUAAACCAGCUGAAGCUUUGGAACCUCCUACAGUUGCAUAUGAAUCAGAUGGAAACACAUUAUGGACUGUAACUAUGAUAAAUCUAGAUGGAAAUUUGACUGAAAAUGAUAAGGAAUAUGUGCACUGGUUCGUUGCUAAUAUUCCUGGAACUUGUAUAGAAAAGGGAGAUGUUUUUGCUGAAUAUUUACGCCCAUUCCCUAUGAAGGGAACAGGGUACCAUAGAUAUGUGUUUGUUCUUUAUAAGCAGAACGGUAGAGUCAUGUACGAUUUGCCUAAAGUAACAUUAUCAUCGUCUCUAGCAGAGAGGACUUUUGUAACCAGAGAUUGGUAUAAGAAGAAUCAGGAUGACAUAACUCCGAUUGGCCUAGCUUUCUUCCAAUGUGACUGGGAUCAUACUGUAAAGGACUUCUUUCAUUGUAUAAAUAUGAAAGAACCUAUCUACGAAUAUGACUUCUCAGCACCUUACCUCAGACCCCAAGAGUGGUUCCCUCACAGAAAACCAUUCAAUCUGUACAUGGACAAAUACCGGGAUCCUAAACAAAUCAACAAAGAAUAUCUGCUACGGAAAUUAAAGGGUGAAGAUCCAUUUAAGAGACCACCACCUCCUUUGAAGUUCCCCAAUGCUCAUGCACUACCUCACAGUAUGCCAUCAUGGUUGAAGCUACAUGAAAAGAAAAUCCGAUUGCGCUGGGGCAGAGUUAAUGAUGUUUAAUUUACGAAUUAGUUAUGAGCAAGGGUUGCCAUUUUUUUCUCAAAUGUUUAAUUUGAUAUGAUAGAAGAGAUUUAAGUAAUAUUGAUAGAGCUGCUGUGUACACUAAGGCUCCUUUUGUGCUCUAGUUCUGAUGCCAAG